AUGAAAUUGGUCUCUCUUCAUUCUAUUGUGCAAAAUAAGCUGGUGCGAAGGAAUCUAAAUGAUAAAAAUUUUACGGUUGUGUCAAGUGGUGUUGCGUUUGACGAGUGUUUGGGACAGGUAAGCUCAAUAAUAAAUCGAAACAAUUGUAGCUAAAUUUCGAGUCUGUGAAGUGAGUUUUCAAUUUGAGAUGAAGCUGACUGAAACCAAAGGAGAUGUGCGAAUUCGGAACCAAAAAUUACUCACACAAAACUAAACUAAACCUAAACUAACUUUACUUAUACCAGAAAGCGCUUUCAAUUUUGGAUUAUUCUCUCUGGUGACCAAGUAAAGUCUGUUUACAAAGUUUCUGUGCAGUAGGAAUUUUGCAUAGGUCAAUUCUACGUUUUGAAGGAUUUCUAAGAAAUGAUUCAGGGGACUAUUAACACUGAAUCAGUUCCCUCGAACAUUUCAUACAAAUCCUUCAAAACUUAGAAUUGACCUAUGCAAAAUUUCUACUGCACAGAACUUUGAUAUUAAUGUUCAUGGGUAAUUGGUCCAGUGUUUUCUCUGCAUGUCUAGUAUAUAAUCUGUGCCACUAUUUUGUUCCCCAGGUUGAUCAAGGUCUUAGUUAUUCUAAUGGUCACUCCGCAGUGAAAACUGAAAACAUCACAUCCAUGACGUCAUUGGCAAUCAGAUUCAAAACGAGCGAACCAAGUGGACUACUGGUUUACAGCAUCAAAGAGGUAUAUAUGUCAACUUAACUAUAUUUAUACUGGGUAGCUGUAUCAGUUCUAAACUUUUCUCCCUAGAGGUCCAGUAAGGAUCAUCCCUUAUUGAUCCAGCGUUACUACAGGAGGAAACCUAAACUAAACUAACAUUAUUUAUACUGGAUAGCUCUAUCAGUUCUAAACUUUUCUCUCUAGAGGUCUAGUAAAGAUCAUCUCUUAUUGAUCUAGUGUUACUACAGAAGGAAACCUAAACUAAACUAACUUUAUUUAUACUGGAUAGCUCUAUCAGUUCUAAACUUUUCUCCCUAGAGGUCCAGUAAGGAUCAUCUCUUAUCGAUACAGUGUAACUACAGGAGGAAACCUGUAGCUCUAUCAAGAAUUUUUAAUGUUAUAUUCAUUUUUCAUAUUUUUGUAGAAUGUUCAUUUUUAUCUCGCACUGUUUCAUGGCAAUUUGUUUCUGGUGUACGCCAAUGGCAGCAGCAAUCAACUUCCUUUUCAAACAAGGGAAGAGACACUCAAUGAUGGGGCGUAUCACACUGUAACAAUUGAUCUAAGUAAUUCAAG
Molecule: messenger RNA, 1271 nt
Organism: Paramuricea clavata
Lineage: Eukaryota; Metazoa; Cnidaria; Anthozoa; Malacalcyonacea; Plexauridae
Source: the annotation of a GenBank genome assembly